Molecule: messenger RNA, 2013 nt
Organism: Peromyscus leucopus (white-footed mouse)
Lineage: Eukaryota; Metazoa; Chordata; Mammalia; Rodentia; Cricetidae
Gene: Guca1b
Product: guanylate cyclase activator 1B
Exons: 4
Coding region: 409-1014 (201 amino acids)
Biological process (GO): visual perception
Cellular component (GO): cone photoreceptor outer segment; photoreceptor inner segment
Molecular function (GO): calcium ion binding; calcium sensitive guanylate cyclase activator activity
Source: RefSeq, a predicted model, not a curated record
AGUGCUUGAGAGAGAGGGCGAGUUCAGGGCUUGCGGGAUGGCUGGGAGAAGCAUUUGUCCUUUAAGCUGGAAAAUGAAAACUUCCAGAUUCAGGCGUGGCCUGUGAGGGAGCCGCAGACACUGGUGUGACCGAGAAACCCCGCAGGGCUCUUACGCUCAUAGCCUGCUGCCUCUCCCCAGGCCUGUGGAGGGGGAGGCGGGGAAGCUUAGCCAUAUGGAGGUCAGUCACUUCGGGGAAUCCUCUAAUGGUCUUACACAGCUAAGCUGGCCCCGGCUGCCCCCCUUCUGGAGGUCCUCCACUACCAAUCAAGUUCAGUUUCCCCGAGACAAUGAAAGCGCUGGUCGAACGGAGGCGACGGAGGCGAGGGGCCGGAGCCUAAGGUCGGCCGAGGCCUUCGAGGAGCCGGGAUGGGGCAGCAGUUUAGCUGGGAGGAGGCGGAGGCUGCCGGGGAGAUGGACGUGGCGGAGCUGCAGGAGUGGUACAAGAAGUUUGUGGUGGAGUGUCCCAGCGGGACCCUCUUCAUGCACGAGUUCAAGCGCUUCUUCAAGGUCACGGGCAAUGAGGAGGCCACCCAGUAUGUGGAGGGCAUGUUCCGAGCCUUCGACAAGAACGGGGACAACACCAUUGACUUCCUGGAGUACGUGGCGGCCCUGAACCUCGUGCUGAGGGGCACCCUGGAGCACAAGCUCAGGUGGACCUUCAAGAUCUAUGACAAGGACGGAAAUGGCUGCAUCGACCGCCUGGAGCUCCUGGACAUCGUGGAGGCAAUCUACAAGCUGAAGAAAGCCUGCCGGGUGGAGCUGGACCUGGAGCAGCAGGGCCAACUGCUCACACCUGAGGAGGUGGUGGACAGGAUCUUCCUCCUGGUGGACGAGAAUGGAGAUGGCCAGCUGUCCCUGACGGAGUUCGUUGAAGGUGCCCGGCGUGACAAGUGGGUAAUGAAGAUGCUCCAGAUGGAUGUCAACCCUGGCAGCUGGAUCACUCAGCAAAGGCGGAGGAGUGCCAUGUUCUGAGGGCCUGGGGACCCCGCCGGAGCCCACCCUCCCCUCUAAGCCUCCAGGGUGCUCCAGGCUUUCACAGUAGCAGGAGGCCCCUGACCUGGUUGGCUCAGACUCUUGCUUGGUGUGGACUUCCUGAUACUCCGGGUGUGGGAGAACAAGGGAUGAGCAGCGGCUGCCCGGUCUGCAGAAGCCCACUGGGGUUCAGUCCGUUCUCAGGAUUACUAGCAUUGUAGGGGAACUCUGUCACACUGCUCCCCAGCUGCUCCUGGAAGAACUGGGCUUUGGUGGGAAAUGGGGGGCUCCUUCUAAUCUUUAGCUGUUGGUGGAGAUGGAGCGGCUGCAGGGUGGGGUGGGAGUCGAAGAUUGGUAGGAAGCGUCAGAAAAGAGAAUAAGGAUGGGGAAGGACCGUGACACAGCCCCACCCACCCUGAGCAGCCUCCUCCCCCAGGUGGCCACCAGGCUUGACAAAGGGGGCAGAUGGCCGCAGACAGUUAUGUCUGUGAUCUUCCUGCUCUUGGAGACCUGCUGGGCUCACCAGGGAAGGUGUCAGCUGUGCUGGGUGCUGCUCCCCCCCCCCUCCUCCUCCUCCUCCUCCUCACCCAUCGCCAGUGUGAGCCUGCCACCAGGUCCAGCCAUAGCCCACAUGCCUCCGUAAGGGUGGAGACACCUUCUCUUCAUCUCUGGGGAGAACCAGGCACCUGUGACUGGGGUUCCAGGCCAGACUUUGCCUCCGACUGCUCUUGGACUCCCUAAUGUCCUGCAGGCUGACUAGACAGUUUCUAGAUAGUCAUGGAACCAUCUUUCAUGCAACCCCAGUAUAGAAGUUAGGUUCCCAGGGGUCCUUCCUCCCUAGUUAAUCCUUCCAUCAGUGCAGCUGCGGAAGGCCCCUCAGAGGACAGGAAGUGGGAGCAGUGUCACGCUUAGACACUGAAAUGUGAAGCCGGACAGAUUAUUGGCUUGUCCUUGAGUAGAUAUGUUUUUAUGUUAAAAUAAAGUAAACUAACUUAUUGA